Messenger RNA from Chaetomium fimeti, 1205 nucleotides. RefSeq names its product RTA1 like protein-domain-containing protein. The coding region runs from base 125 to 1021 and encodes 298 amino acids. Gene Ontology annotation, cellular component: membrane. NCBI's taxonomy places the organism in Eukaryota, Fungi, Ascomycota, Sordariomycetes, Sordariales, Chaetomiaceae. The transcript is spliced from 3 exons. The record is from RefSeq and is a predicted model, not a curated record.
CGAGCCAGAUUCGACAACCCAUCAUAUCCGGGCCUUUGCUUGUCUUACACUCACUCCCCUUCGAAGUACGACUUAUUUCCUCGUCAAAACGAGGCCCAACGCGAGAAGUCCCGCCCACGACGAGAUGGCGGACGAACAGAGCUCCAUCUGGCCCUACGACCCAUCCUUCCCAGUCACCAUUCUCGCCACUGUCCUCUAUGGCCUUGUCUUCCUCGCAAUCUUUUACCUCACCGUCAUCAAGUACCGCGCCUGGUUCUUCACUGCCGUUGUCGUCGGUGCCGCCGUCGAAGUGCUCGGCUAUGCUCUGCGGUGCUACUCCAUCAAGCAGCCAACCCAGGUCGGCCCCUUCGCCGCAAGCCAAACCCUCAUCGUGCUCGCCCCCGUCCUCAUCGCCGCCGGCAACUACCUGCUCAUCGGCCGCCUCAUCCGCGCCGUCCUCGACCGUGCCCGCACCCGCCACCGCGUCUUGGGCAUCCCCGCCCGCCUGCUCACCCGCGUCUUUGUCGGCUGCGACGUCCUCUCCUGCCUGGUCCAGGCCAGCGGCUCGUCUAUCUCCAGCUCGGUGCAGUGGGUGGGGACGACGGCUGAGGUGGGCGUGUAUGUGCUGAUUGGGGGGCUGGUGUUGCAGGCGGUGGCGUUUGCGGUGUUCUUGGGGAUUUUGGCGAGGUUUUGGUACUUGGCGACGAGGAAGGGGGGGUGUCUGGCGGGGGAUGCGCCGGUGGGGUGGGAGAGGGUGGUGCUGGCGGUUUUUGUGUCGUCGGUUUUGAUCAUGAUACGCUGCAUCUACCGCGUGGCCGAGUUUGCUGAAGGCAUCGAAGGAUACUCGUUCACACACGAGUGGCUGUUCUGGGUGUUUGAGUCGGUGCCGAUGCUCAUCGCUAUCGGGGUGUUUUGUGUUUUCCACCCCAGCGCCUACCUCGGCCGCGACGGGGCUUCUAGAAAGGUUGGCGAGCCUGGGGAUUCGGAGCAGGCCGCCACUGAGCUGCGCAUAAGCUACGACAGCGGUCGCAGUCUCCGUUAAGGAAACCGACCUGGUCCGGUUCCCCCGUGCCUUCCGGUUGAAGAUGGCUUGUUAACAACGGAACUGUAUUCCGGUCUCACAUGGUCAAUAUCAAAAAGCAUGUGUCAUGUGUUAGGUAGAUCACAAAUUGAACCAGCAUAGAGGGUAUUAAUUAGACCAGAAAGCGAAGGCCGCCCCCCCCCUU